Manis pentadactyla (Chinese pangolin) is the source of this 1283-nucleotide messenger RNA. It is a transcript of the gene MYOZ1, whose product is annotated as myozenin 1. The record is from RefSeq and is a predicted model, not a curated record. The transcript is spliced from 6 exons. Gene Ontology annotation, molecular function: telethonin binding; FATZ binding; actin binding. Lineage: Eukaryota; Metazoa; Chordata; Mammalia; Pholidota; Manidae. Bases 109 to 1002 code for a protein of 297 amino acids. Gene Ontology annotation, cellular component: actin cytoskeleton; Z disc.
GCCUGCCCAGCUCAGGUUCUCUGGUCACAGCAGCUCAGUCCUCCAAAGCUGUUGGACGCCAGGGAGAGCUGACCACCAUCUGGACAGCCGGCUAAAUCCGCCUCCACAAUGCCGCUCUCAGGAACCCCAGCCCCCAACAAGAAGAGGAAAUCCAGCAAGCUGAUCAUGGAACUCACUGGAGGUGGACAGGAGAGCUCAGGCCUAAACCUGGGGAAGAAGAUCAGUGUCCCAAGGGAUGUGAUGUUGGAGGAGCUGUCUUUGCUCACUAAUCGGGGCUCCAAGAUGUUCAAACUAAGGCAAAAGCGAGUGGAGAAAUUUAUCUAUGAAAACCACCCUGAUGUCUUCUCUGACAGUUCAAUGGAUCAUUUCCAGAAGUUCCUUCCCACAGUGGGAGGACAGCUGGGCACAGCUGGUCAGGGACUCUCCUAUGGCAAGGGCAGUGGCACAGGCCAGGCAGGGGGAAGUGGCUCUGCCAGGCAGUAUGGCUCUCACCAGCAGCACCAUCAGGGCUCUGGGUCUGGAUCUGGGGGUACAGGUGGUCCUGGGGGCCAGACUGGCAGAGGAGGAGCUACUGGCACAGCAGAGAUUGGAGAGACAGGAACAGGAGACCAGGUAGGUGGAGAAGGAAAACAUAUCACUGUGUUCAAGACCUAUAUUUCCCCAUGGGAGCGAGCCAUGGGGAUUGAUCCCCAACAAAAAGUGGAACUUGGCAUUGACCUGCUGGCCUAUGGAGCUAAAGCUGAACUCCCCCAAUACAAGUCCUUCAACAGGACGGCAAUGCCUUAUGGUGGAUAUGAGAAGGCCUCCAAACGCAUGACUUUCCAGAUGCCCAAGUUUGACCUGGGGCCCCUGCUGAGUGAACCUCUGGUCCUCUACAAACAGAGUCUUUUCAAUAGGCCUUCUUUCAAUCGAACCCCUAUUCCCUGGCUGAGUUCUGGGGAGCCUGUAGACUACAAUGUAGAUAUUGGCAUCCCCUUGGAUGGAGAAACAGAGGAGCUGUAAGGUGUUUCCUACUCUACUUUGCACAAAGUGUCCCCUCUCUGGAUCCAAUUUGGAGAGGAAAUGCUCAGCAGGAUGUCCCCACUGUAAAUCUAGUAUCCUUGCAGGAAUGGAGGGAAAAAUGAGGGAGAGAUCUGCCUUUCCAUCCUUCAUUCCAAGUGCCCACUCCAAUCAUCCUUCCUCACCAACUCAGAGCUCCCCUACAUCUGCUCUGUAUGGAGUCUGCUCUUUUACGGAAUUUGCUCUGCUACUGGUAACAGUCAAUAAACUUCCAAGGAAAUGAA